UUCAGUUAAAUGAUAGACAGCAAAGGCUACACAGCUCAGUGAUGGGGGAAAAUCCUAAAAUUGUGGUACUAGGUGCGGGGCUUGCUGGAAUAGGAGCAGCCACUAAACUGCUAAGUCUGGGAUUCAAAGAUGUCACAAUAAUUGAGGCAUCUGGAGUAGCUGGAGGGAGAAUAGCUAAGGCGUGUCUUGGCACGUCCUGGGUGGAUACAGGAGCUCAGUGGAUCCACGGAGCCUCGGAGGCGAACCCAGUGUACUCCCUGCUGCAGCAGCAGGGCCUGCUGGAGGAUGUAGUGACUGAGGAGGGCACUGAGCUCGUGUUCCACAGCAAGGGCCACAGACUCAGCGAGUACCUGGCCAGCCAUGUGUACGAGGCUGGGGAAGGCAUCAUGAGACAACAGCACCGGGGGAACCCUGGGAAGAACAUCGGUGACUACUACGCUGAGAAAUCUCUCGGUCUAGCCAACAACUUGAGGAGCAGUGGAGAGGCUAAACAAGAAGAUAUACUAAAUAUUCUGUCUCUGGUGGGUAAGAGCCUUCUGAUAGACAUUGGUGCGCCUGCCCUCAACAGUGUGUCACUUGACUCUUGGCAGUACUACACCAACAUGGGUGAGGACCUCAACAUUGAGGGGAAAAUGUUUCUCUUGACUGAAAAACUGUUGGGAGACUUCCCUAAGGAAAGGCUGCUCUUGCGUAAAGCUGUGCUGAAGAUUAACUGGGAUGGCUGUUUCAGUGGAGAUGAGAGUCGCAUCUACCCUGUCUGCAUUGAGUGUGAAAAUGGGGACAAGUUUCUUUGUGAUCAUGUUGUGAUUACCGUCUCACUUGGCUGCUUGAAAGCUGCACCACCAACCAUGUUUGACCCUCUGCUCCCAGAGGACAAGAGGGAGACCAUAGAGAAGCUUGGCUUUGGCUGCAUCAACAAGAUCUUCCUGCAGUAUGAGGAGGCUUUCUGGGAAAGGGAUGUGGAGAGCAUCAGCCUACUGUGGGAGAAUGAGACCCCAGCUUCCUUAUCCACAGAUGCCACCCAGUGGCAGAGAAAUAUACAGCUUUUCACCGUCAUGAGACCAAGGGAGAAGUUUGGUCAUGUUUUGAUUGGCUGGUGCUCGGGAAAUGUUGCACGGCACAUUGAAACUCUGACAGAGGCUCAACUCUCUGCAGCCAUCACCUGUAACUUCAGGAUGUUCAUGAGUAACCCUUGCAUUCCCUGUCCUAAGAGGGUUUUACGCACACAAUGGCAUAGUGAGGCAUUCAUUAGGGGUGCAUACACUUAUAUCCCAGCUGGCGUGGAUGCUGUGAUCAUGGACAAGUUGGCUCAUCCCUUAUCAAGCCGGAAAAGCCCCACAGAGGAUCUGCAGGUACUCUUUGCUGGGGAGGCCACAAUGAAAAACCUGUAUGGAACAGUACAGGGGGCUUUGCUCUCUGGCUACAGGGAGGCAGAGAGGCUGUCUCUGCAUUAUGGAAGACCAGCACCUGCAUCAACUCCAUCUUCAUCUCCUCUGGCAACAUAACUGCACCUGCAUCAACUCCAUCUUCAUCUCCUCUGGCAUCAUAAUAACUCUUCCCAUUCCAAAGUUGGCUGUCCCAUGAGAC
Alosa alosa (allis shad) is the source of this 1587-nucleotide messenger RNA. RefSeq names its product polyamine oxidase (exo-N4-amino) 1 (gene paox1). The record is from RefSeq and is a predicted model, not a curated record. Gene Ontology annotation, molecular function: polyamine oxidase activity. NCBI's taxonomy places the organism in Eukaryota, Metazoa, Chordata, Actinopteri, Clupeiformes, Clupeidae. The coding region runs from base 42 to 1505 and encodes 487 amino acids. The transcript has 9 exons.